Daphnia pulex (common water flea) is the source of this 2694-nucleotide messenger RNA. RefSeq names its product polycomb group protein Psc-like. Gene Ontology annotation, biological process: negative regulation of transcription by RNA polymerase II. The transcript is spliced from 8 exons. NCBI's taxonomy places the organism in Eukaryota, Metazoa, Arthropoda, Branchiopoda, Diplostraca, Daphniidae. Gene Ontology annotation, molecular function: promoter-specific chromatin binding; metal ion binding. The record is from RefSeq and is a predicted model, not a curated record. Gene Ontology annotation, cellular component: PRC1 complex. The coding region runs from base 339 to 2300 and encodes 653 amino acids.
UGUUCCAUCAGUCGCCGCCAGGGACGGCCAGAGUUCGGUUCGUUCCGUUUUUCGUGGUCGUUCGUUGUGUGCUGUGUGUGUAAAUGUAAGGCACAGCGCCCUCGUUAAGGAAAAAAAGAGUUUUAUAUUUUUAUAUAUCAUUCAUUGUGUGUGUGUCCAUUUAAGGGAAAAUUUCCAACUGAAACAAAGGAUAUUAUAAAACCGACUUUGUGUGUCGCAGGUGGCACAACGGAUGACAACAACAAUCGACCAUGAAUGGCCAUUGAAAGAAGUAAAUAAUCUACCACUUUCCCCUAAGCUGAAUAGAGAAAAACGUACAAGAUAAGUCAACAACAACAAUGGAAUCUUCCAAGACGUUGCCGCUGAGUCGACUCCAGUCGAAUUUGACGUGCUCAAUCUGCCAGGGCUACCUGAUCGACGCCACUACCAUCACCGAGUGCAUGCACACCUUUUGCAAGUCCUGUUUGCUGCAACGCGUCGAGAGUGGCAGAACAUUUUGUCCUCGUUGCGGAGUUCAACUGCAACGAUCCCGACUGGGAGAGCAACUAAAGUUGGAUCACGCCGUUCAGGCGUUGGUCUACACGGCUGUUCCCGGUCUCUGGCACGAAGAACAGCGCAGGCGCAAGCACUUUGUGGAUCACCAUCCUUUGUCGACUACGGUGGCCCCGCCACUGCAACAUCCAACCUGCUUCUCGCCUGCCGAUCCAAUCUCCCUCUCGCUCGACUUCAUACCUCAGUCGCGCGACGAGGGUCUCAACCUGAAAGGUCCAAAUUCACCUCAGAGUAUUGGUAGGCGUUUCUUCCGCUGUCCGGCUGCUGUAGCUGUUCACCAUUUUCAGAAGCUGCUCAGCCUCAAAUUCGAACUUCCGCCUCAGUAUGCGGUGGAAAUCCAUUGCGGGGGAGAGAAACUGGCUUCUGCUUUGCGGUUGAUGGAUGUCGCCUACAUAACGGGUUGGACUCAGGAGGAGCCUCUACGUCUCGAGUACAAAAUCGUCAAACAUCAACCUGGAAAAUUGACGGCAGUAGUCGCUUGCACUGGAAGCACCGCCAACAACAUCACUCAGUCCCGCCGGUGUCAGAGUAGAACGUCGUCGACGGAAACGGGUGGGAAAUCUACCGGAGGUGUUAAGCGUUCAUCCGCCCCUCCGCCUUCAUCUCCACCCAAACAGCAACGAUUGUCUAUUUCCAUUAAACGGACUGCAUUGCGUGCCAAUCAACUGGAGGAUUCGCCUCUGGAAUCUGACGUGAUUCAUCCGGUACAUCACCGGUCAUCCAAGAAAUCUAAUUUGGAUUCGUCAAUUCCCGUCGAGUCGAGUCCUUCCAGCAAGAAACGCGGACGGAAGAAGAAGCGUCGAAAGCGCAAGACGAUGGAAUUGGUUCCGAUCAUAGAGCCUCUGCAUCCUCUCAAAGUCAAAAUUGUCGAGAGGAUCAAAUCGCCGGAAUACUCUACUUGGUCGCGACCCAAUGGUGUCGAGCUACUUGUUCAAGCCGCUGAAUUGGCUUCUCGUCAAAAUCCUACUCCACCCCCGGAAGGGGAUAAACUGGAAGUUCCUAAUGCAACCAAAUGUCCACCACCACCUCCAUUGCUUCCUAUAUCCGAUCCCAUCACCAGCAGCAACAGCGAUUCCGUCAACAACAACAGCAAACCUACCGCCCCGGAAAUUCCCAAAGUAAUUGAACAAGAUUCGCCACAGUUGACGGUGGUGGUGGCUGAAGAUGACGUUGAAGACGAAGGCAAGUUGAUUAUUGUCGACGAAGUGAAUUUGAACGGCAGUAACAGCAACGGAAGAGAUUCCGGGAUGGAUAACGACGAAGAAGAAGAGGAAGAUGACUCGGCUGGCGCCCUGGAUCUGUCCUCAAAAUCAACUCGAACUUGUCCUCCGGAAGAGUCUAACAACAAAUCACCGAGAGAGCCGAGCCCAAAACCUCCGGCAUCUCCGCAAUUCGUCCAGCAGCGAUCCACCGCACUUCAUUCAAUCACGGACAGUUUAGCUCAGAGACAGCAUCAAAGACUCAUCCAGCAGCAGCAACAUCACCAUCGCCAUCAUCAUCACCGUCGUCUACCUACCCCGAUACAUCAUCCGGAAGCGAUGAGAAAUUUGGUCACGUUGUCGCAAACUGCGUCAUUGGUUCCGCCGCAUCCUCAGCAAGUGGCCACUCAGCGUCUCAUCGUGGCGUCGUACAUGCAUCAGUUUGCAGCUGCUGCAGCCGCCAGAGCUGCUUCCGCACCUCUGCGUCCUCCUAAACCCCCUCAGCCAAGUUUAUCCAUGUCUAACGGGUUGUUACGACGUCCGUUUUGAAAUUCUGAUAUUCGCUUUUUCUUUGUUUCUUGGCACCGCCGCCCUUUCGUAUUCAUAAAACUAAUUUGCGUGUUUGCCUAUUAAUUCGGAAAAUGUACAUGAAACCUUAAGAUUUCAUCACUUUUUCUGUAAGAGUGUAUUGUUAGGUUUAACUCUUUAAUUUAUCAAUCCGCUGUAUAAAUUGCUGUAGAGAAAUAUGAUUCAAGUGUGAUUAUAUUAAUUUUUUUGCUUCGGAGGUUGUUGUUGUCUCGCUAUGACGUAACGUUUCCACGUUUUACUCUCUAAAGUGUGUUUUUGUUUUGGCUCUGUUUUUCUGUUCCUUUUUAAGUGUUGUUUUUAUACGGAAGACAUGCUAAUACCAAAAAAUGUUGCGAAAUAAAUGGUUAUGACGUCA